Messenger RNA from Tetrahymena thermophila SB210, 2040 nucleotides. RefSeq names its product protein kinase. Gene Ontology annotation, molecular function: ATP binding; protein kinase activity. Gene Ontology annotation, biological process: protein phosphorylation. The record is from RefSeq and is a predicted model, not a curated record. The transcript has 3 exons. Lineage: Eukaryota; Ciliophora; Oligohymenophorea; Hymenostomatida; Tetrahymenidae.
AUGGGAAAUACAUAAGGACAAUAAGAUCAACUAGCUGACAUGAAUAGCCAACAACAUAUUGAUGGCGAUCAAGCUGGAGCUAAUGCUGAAGGCAACUAAGUAGAAUAUCAAUAUACAGAAAAGGAUUUAGAGUACGUCGGUUAAAAGGAGGAAGAUGAGGCUUAUGGUGAAAUAAAAAUAUACAGAAUUAGGAGAGAUCUUGAGCAAGAUGCAGAAAAUCCACAAGAGGAUUUAGAAAUUUGCACAAAAACAAAGAUUUUUGACUCUAGAGAAGACUGCAGAGAUUACUAUGAAGACCUCAAGUCAAAGAAGUAUUUAAAUCACAACCAUUUGGUUAGACUUGUAAGAUCAUAAGCAAUUUUGAAUAGUAAUUUCUGCACUAACAUUUAUAAGAUUGAUAUGGCAUAUGAAUACCACAAGUUGAGUCUUAAGGAAGUUCUCCUAUCUCGUUUCGAAACAAAAGAAUUCUUCGAUGAAAAUUCUAUAUUUGAUUUGAUAGAGUAAAUUAUGAGCGUUUUAUAUUACUUUAAAAUCAAUGGUAUGGUUCAUGGUGAUAUCUAACCAAGGACUAUCUUGAUAGAUAACAACAACAACUUCAAACUUACAGAUAUUAUCUUUUUGACAGCAGGUAUGUGUGGAUACAAGAAGCACUUGCUUAAUUUAGAAACUGAGUGCUUCUUAGCCCCUGAAUUACUUUAGAAGUUGCGUAGAUCUACAAUCUUGGAUAACGAAGAAGUUGAUCAAGAAAAGGCUGAUAUUUUCUCUCUUGGUUUAGUUGCUUUGGCUAUGGGAACUCUCCAAAAUGUAGACAUCAUUUAUGAUUUCGAAAACUAUACAAUUAAAGAAGAGGAAAUUUUAGCACUUUUAGAGACAAUCAAAAGCCAAUAUAGCUACAAUUUAUAUCUCUUAUUAGUAAGCAUGCUAAAUUAGAUAGAUAAGCGUAUUAAUUUAGAAGAUGGACUCAAUUUGAUUGACUAAAUGCGUAGCGGAAAUUUCAAUUUAGAGGAAUAUGAGACCAAGCGUUUCUAAUCUGAAUUAGAAUAAAGUGAAAAGAAGCUCGCAGAUUCUGUCCAACAUGGAAAUCAAUUUAUCCAAUCUCCUGAUGAAUAAUAUAAAAGUAAUACUGACCAUAUUAUUUAGCAUGAACAUGAUGGAGAAAACUCCAACGUUUAAGCAAAUUAUAGAGGAUAAGCAGGAAACCAACCUGGCAAUGAAAUCUCUAACACUGAAUAUUCUGAAGACCACAUUCCAGACUUUGAUCCUGAUAGAGAAACUAGAAAGAGAAGCAGAAUUAAUAGAGGAGAUAACUAACAAAAUAACAAUAACAAUAAUAACUCUAAUAAUAAUAUUAACAGCAGCAAUAUUAAUAGCAGUAACUAAAAUAGCUAAUAAAAUGCAAAUAGAAACUAGCCAUAAUAUGCAAAUAUGAACGAAAGCAGCCACAGCUACCAUAAUAACAGCUAUAACGAAUAGCAACAAUAACCAUUAAAUAGAGGAAACACUUAUAAUUCCGAUUAAAAGAAGAAUCCUGCUAGAUCAACUAAUUAAUUUGGACAAGGUUCAUCAUAGUAAAAUAUCCAAUAAAGUCUCUAAUCAGAUCAUAAGAACGAUAGAUACGAUAGCAAUUAAUUCAAUUAAAAUUCUCACCAAAAAAAUAUCCAUAACAGCUAGCAAUAUUAAAACAUGAGCCACCAACACCCCAACCAUAAUAAUUCCACUAGCAUUAAUGACAUCGAAAAUAGAUUUAGAGAAGCAAUUUUGAGAAGCUAGCAAGUCUCUCUUAAGUUUGAAAACUCACCUUUGAGAUUAUUCAGAGACUAACUUCUUGCUGAUGAGCUUUAUGUACCUCUCGAUCCAUAGUUCUCCAACGCUUCAUUAAUGAAAUCAAGAAAUCUUGAAAAUUCUGGUAGAAAAAAUCAACUCUCACAAUCCAAUAAAUUAAAUUACUCCAAUAAUGUAAGCCAAAAUUUCUCUGCUUAAAAGAAUACAAAAAAGAAUGACAGUACUCAAAAAUUAAUUCAAAAGAAAUGGAAGAUCUGA